Orbicella faveolata is the source of this 1390-nucleotide messenger RNA. Its product is annotated as homeobox protein HMX3-like. Lineage: Eukaryota; Metazoa; Cnidaria; Anthozoa; Scleractinia; Merulinidae. The record is from RefSeq and is a predicted model, not a curated record. Gene Ontology annotation, biological process: central nervous system development; neuron differentiation; regulation of transcription by RNA polymerase II. Gene Ontology annotation, molecular function: DNA-binding transcription factor activity, RNA polymerase II-specific; RNA polymerase II cis-regulatory region sequence-specific DNA binding. Gene Ontology annotation, cellular component: nucleus.
GGGAAUAUAAGUAAUUGUUUUUUGGAAAAAUUUUCCGUCGUUGUUUCGAUGUUUAUGGGCGAGCGUUGCGAGGCUGUAUCAAACUUGUGUUCGCUCUACAGAGCUUGUUUUUGCCGGGUUGUUUUGCAUACGAAUAAAAGGUGUCGAUUGUUCUUUGUUUGAAAAGCGAAUGGCCAAUUUGAAAGGGAAAAAAAAAGGAAAAAAACGACUUCAGACGUCCAAACAAUAUAAUUAGACAUAAUUACAUUUUCGCUAUGUUUGGAUUCGCUGACCUAGCUUUUAAUUUUGUCUAGUUUCCAGCUUAAACGGUUUUCACUCAGCAGGGGCAAUGGCACAUUGAUUCCGCCUACUUUCACGAAUUACGCACAAGGGUUGUCCGAUGCUAAAACCAUUGCGAUCGAAACCAGUUUCAUCGAUGAUAUCCGCUUGAUUGGCAGCUUGACAGGCAGGUGGGAUUUAAUGACAGUUGUCUUAAGAUACUAUCAAUAGUUCUGAUAUAAGUCACCUUGAAAAGCAUAGUUAUGUUCCAUCGUGUUGUUCAAAAGUGCCAGCUUGCAGCAUAAUCAACUGCGCUUUCUUUAUACGAAGCGGGACAUCACACAAACAUGCAACCGGAUUACAAUUCUUCAAGUCAUUGGUCCAGCCUUUCGCAGAACUGGUUUUACCCUCCAAUAAGUUCGUCCCCCUAUUUCGCCAUACCGCCAAGUCUACAUCCCGACUCCAUGAAAAACACUAGUCGAUUUUCUGAGCAGAUGCUUCACAAUCCCCCGGGAGACAAGCCUGCGACUCGAUCUCCUCAUCUAAACCCGUGUUUAUCUCCCUCUUAUCCGGCCUCAAACUAUGCACUCGGCGCCCGCGGGAGCAGCUAUUAUUCACGGAAUCCACUCCGUCAAGAUGUCUUGCUAACAGACCCAUAUCGACUGGUAGAACGAGGCGCAAUAAGUCCACACUUCAACCAGAUGUUCGAAAGAAAUGCCAAUUCAAGCAUUGAAGAUCCUCCUCGCCUGGAAGAAAGCGUUACUCGUCUCAUGGAAGAUAAAGUCAUAAGACCCCAACGAGGCCGCACCGUUUUUUCCGCUCAUCAACUGAACGAGCUGGAAAACGUUUUCGUCAUCGAUCAGUACAUCUCGGGACAGCAGAGAAGACGCCUUUCUGCUCAGCUUGGCUUGACAGAGACACAGGUACGAGUCUGGUUUCAGAAUCGCCGGAUAAAAUGGAGGAAGAACAAAAUGGAACGAAAGAUGAGGGCUUAGCGCUCAAAUUGAUAUGUCAAAAAAUGGUUGCCUGGCAAGCGUUCAUGCACAAAGUGCAAACAAUCAUUAGGUUGUUUUAGAAAGAAGAUUUCUUUGAAAAGAAAUAUCACCUGCCCCUCAAUUGCCAUUAGUGAGUU